AUGAGAAGUGGUGAAGAAAAAAGAAACCUGCUGAAGAAUGAGAGCAGAGUUCAGGUGGAGAGAGACGGAACCAGGAAGACCGGAGUCCUGAAGAGGUUGGGAGGACGCUCCGGCGUCGGCAGAGGGUUGAACCUCCGGGCGGAGCUCCGGGCUCACCUGGCGGAGGCCGGCUGGAGCCUGGCGGCGUUCGUCUCCGGGCUGGGCCUGGCGUCUCUGUACGGCCUCACGGCUCUGGUGCUGCAGCAGCAGCCGCUCUGGUUCUGCGUCUACACCACGGUGACGCUGGCCGGCCUGGCCGCCGUCGGCAUGGGGCUGUCGGCCGGGGUCCGGGCCGACGUCAUGGUGAUGCUGCCCUCCAUGUGCUCAGCCCGCGGCCGGAGCUUCCUGCUGCUCUUGUUCAUGUCGGUUCUGCUGUCCGGCCCGGUGAGCAACACGCUGCAGAACACGGACCGGGUCGCCUCCAGCCUGCUGUGUGGAGCCGAGCUGGCGGCCAAUCAGACGCAGGAGCUGCUGCAGCGGGCAGCCACGCCCCUUUUCUCCGUGCUGGACGACAUCAGGGAGAUCAGCCGGAACGCUCACGCUGUGGCCGGAAGAGUCCGGAACUUCAUCACUGCUCUGGAAGAAAGUGUCCGCCACGUCGCUCGCACCCUGAGGAACGUCCUGCACUUCCUGGUGGACAUCGGAGACGUCUGCAACGCUAAGCUGGGGACGCCGUACAGGAAGUGCCGGCAGGUUUUCACGGAGGCGCGGAGCGACUGCAGAGACCUGCUGGGAGACUUCAGCUUCCUGUGUGACGUCGUGAGCAGCUUCAUGCCGCUCUGCCAGCUGGCCCGCGCCGGGGAGUUGUUCUGCACCAUCCCCUCCUACAUCGCCCAGCACCUGAAGCAACGGCUGGCAGAUCCCACGGUUGCAGCGUUCAGGAAGAUGAUGGAGCAGUUUGAGUUCAACAUCUCGGCCUCGGUGAACCUGGACCUAGACGCCAACAGCAGCCGCUCCCUGAGACAGGUUUCCCAGGACAUCAUGAGGGAAGUUUCCUCAGACCUGCAGAUGUUUCAGUGGCUGAGCGAGCCGCUCGUCUACAGCUCCCUCUUCCUGCUCGGCUGGAGCUUCCUCAGGGCGGUUCUCUACAGACGCCGCUACCUGCGGACCCUCAGCUUUGACAACGUUUACAUCACCGCUCAGUUCCAGGAGUUGGACCAGCAGCUCAGCUCCGGGGGCGGAGCCUCCGUCCUCCCGCUCUCACGCAGAGAGAGACAGACCUACAUCUCACCACUGUCGUUCCAGCUGUCGGGCGCGGAGCGGCGGUCGGUGGUGAAGGGCGUGGCCUCCGUCCUCCGACACCUGCUGAUGGGCGUCCUGCUGGUGGGACUGGACUUCCUGCUGUUCUGGAUCCUGGACCAGGUCCAGCACCAGCUGAAGGGGGACGUGGUGGCCCGAGCUCCGGUGCUGCUGGCGGUCCAGGUGGACGGGUCCGGUUACGCCUCAGACGUCUUCAGGGACCUGGUGUCCUCGUUCAACGUCCUGCAGGGAGGAAAUGUCACCGUGAUCAGCAGGAAGUGUCUGCUGGAGCCGUCGGAGCCGGACUACACCGCCUGUUUCCUGCUCGGUUUCCUGCUGGGUCUGGCUCUGCUCGUGUCCCUGACCGGAGGAUUGGUCCAGCGCUGCAGACGCCUGGUCUGUGCGUUCUACCACCCGGAGAGGGAGCAGGAGAGGAUCCUCUUCCUCCACCAGCAGAUCCUGGACCAGAGGACGGCGCUGGGCCGAGCGCUGAGGAGGAGUGUGGUCAGAAACCAGGCCGACCGGGAGGACGACGGAGGAGGAGGAGGAGGAGGAGGAGAGAGUCUGCUCCAAACCCUGCUGACGCGGUUCCCUGGAGCAGCUCACCUGUCCCGCCUGCUGGGCCCGUCCUCCGGCCUCACCUGUCUGGCCUGCGGUGAAGAGCUGAGAGCUGAGGACGCCGACACGGUCACCUGUGACGUCCCGCGCUGCUCAGGGUCCUACUGCCAGCCGUGUUUCCUCAGCCUGGGCAGGACGUGCGGCGUCUGCCUGCGACCUCUGACCUUCCAGGAGGACGGAGACGAGGAGUUUGAGUUAGACAUGACGUACCAGGACCGGUCCGGUUCAGACUCUGACUCCGACAGCGACACCACCUUCCACUCCGCCCUGAGUGAAGCUCUGGACUCGGUCCUGGUGCACCGGCCCGGUGACCCGGUCCAUGCCCCGCCCCUUUAGGCCCCGCCCCAUUACCCCUCCAGGCCACGCCCCUUUAGGCCAGGCC
Molecule: messenger RNA, 2278 nt
Organism: Cololabis saira (Pacific saury)
Lineage: Eukaryota; Metazoa; Chordata; Actinopteri; Beloniformes; Belonidae
Gene: dcst2
Product: DC-STAMP domain containing 2
Exons: 15
Coding region: 1-2232 (743 amino acids)
Cellular component (GO): membrane
Source: RefSeq, a predicted model, not a curated record